AUGCAGGUGUCCGUUGAGAAGGAGCUACCGAGAGCUUCAGUAUCUCGUCGAGUCCUACGAACUCCUCCCCGGUCUACUCGAGGAAAGCCUACUAUUUCAUACGCAGAACCAUCGACCGACAGUGAUGACGAUUUAGAGGAGGAAGAGAACGGCAAUGCUGCGGAACAACCACAUAGAGAUACCUCUCGCACUCCUCGCACGAGGGUCCCUCGAACAUCCACUCGAAACCCGCCGCCAUCUCGCUCUGCGAACAGUAAGACACAUGUAGCUACUACAAAAAGCACCCGGCAGAAGCCGGUUAUCUCAUACGCGGAAGCUUCGACCGACACCGAAUCAGAAGAGGAGGAAGAUGAGGGCGAAGACAAUGAACAAUCGCAUAAUUCCUCCUUUCAUACGCCUCGUUCAAGACUCCCUCGGAAUGCUUCAGGCUCUCGUGCUUCUACCAAGCGACUCCUUUCUAGAUCCCCUGAGUCGAUGCCAAAACGAAGGAAACAAAAACGGUCAAUCUCUUUCAGGAGGUCUAUAGUCCAAUCGCCAUCUAUCAUUUCCGCAGAGGAUUCUGGAAACAUCCCGCCAUGGCAGACUUUACCCUACCAUGUUCUCGUUCAAAUAUUCGAAUACGCUACGUACCCAUUGUACGAGGAACGAACUUUUCAACCUCUUCCAUCCGGGAGAUGGCUCUUGGAUGUCGCAUAUCUCUGUCGGGGAUUUGCCGAGCCAGCUUUUACAGUUUUAUACAACUCACCUCCUCUUGUUCCCAUGGAUAAAGCCCAUCGACUCGUUGAAUUACUCAAAUCUGACCCUGCAUCUGUGACUUUUGGUUAUAGGCAGAAGGUUGUCAAUCUUCGAAUUGAAGUCAGACAAGUCGCUUGCUAUUCUUUACCUGGAAGUGGACUUUUGGAUUUGUAUGGCUUAAUAAGAGACUUACCGAGAUUGGCGGAUCUAGAGUUCUUCGACGAAAAAGAUUCGAAACCAUUCAAACAACUUGACGAACCGAUCAGAUGGGAAUAUCCAGCGGCUGUCUUUGAAGCACUCGAGCAUGUUGAACCGGUGGCAGAUUCCACUAAAGGCGAUAAAACCAGCCUGUGCAAGUUAAGGAGUUGGCGCUGGUCAUCCAGGCUAGGUGGUAAGAGGUGGCCUAUCGAGAGAAUGCGCGAGAUACACCUUAAACCAUCCUUCAUCGACUUAAAAAAGGUUGCGUUUGUCAAUUACCAAAUCCGUCACCCUAAAAAAGGCGAGGAUGAUCCAAUGCUUGAAGAAAUACUUGCCGAAUCGCUGUCCGUCCUGGAGAACCUGGAACACUUAAUAUUUGAAUCCUCAACGCUACUUAAUGCGAAACUGAUGCCCCUCUUGCCGUCAAACUUGCGUAAUCUAGAAAUUACUAAUUGCUGGGAGGUUACCGCUGAAAUGCUUGGGGAAUAUCUCGUGACCCGUGGCAGACAAAUUCGUUGUCUCACGCUCAAUCAUAACUCGGCCUUGAGUUUAGCAUUCCUCCCUUCACUGGGCACAGCAUGUCCAUAUCUAGAAGCUUUGAGAAUGGACCUGCAAUAUUUCGAUGCACAUGUUUCCUACCAUAAUUCCGAGCCGGACUACGACCAAUUACUCAAAAGUGAUCAAAUCCCAGUGUGGCCACCCACACUCCAAACUCUUGAGCUUGUUAAUCUACGUAAAUGGGAUCAAGAAGCUGCAGAGAUGUUCUUUCAAAGUUUGCUAGAUAGUGCAGGCGAACUUCCAGAUCUCAGAGUUUUGAUUCUACAGGCGAGCAUUAAUACUGGUUGGCGAGAUCGGGCUAGUUUCAGAGACAAAUGGAUUGGAACUUUGGGGCACGUCUUCAAAAGAAUCUGUGAUCCUCCAAAGCACUUCACAAAAGCUUCGGAAUUGCCAGAAGCCAAACCUUCCAAAUUAGAAUCGGAUCCUCAGCAUAAUGAACAGAGCCCUGCGAAGAACAAAAAGGUUCAACCAAAAGGAAAUUCCCUACCAAUUCGCCAGAGCACGCGGGCCAAACGUACAACAAACUACGCCGAAAGCCCGGAUAAUUCUAACGAUGAAGAUGAUGAGGAUGAUGAAGAUGAUGAUAAGGAGGAUGAGGAGGAUGAGGAAGUCGACGAUAUGAAAUCGUCCUCUCCUCGUCCCUCUAAAUCAAAACUGUCGGACCGCGAACUCGCUCAAAAUCGUCGUGCUUCGCGGGAGGUUCGAAUGUUAAAGAUUACGGCGGGUAUUGAUGGGUUUCCUUCUUCGCCGCCCCAAACUCCUGGCUCGGGAGAGGAAGAUAUGGAUGACGCGAGCAGUGUAAGUGAGAGUGAAAAUGGGAACCAGCAUGCUGGAGGAAGAGGAAAGAAGAAACAAAAGCAAAAUCUCGUUAUUCAAGGAAUGUGUGAAGUUGUGAAUAUUAUAAUCGACAAUAAGAGACCGGCAGAAACGCAGUUUGGCGAGGCAGACUUUUUGGACAGUGAGCCUGAAGGUGAUGAUGAUUGGGAUGGGGAUGAUGGAUUAGUGGAGGGGGGAUUGGCUUGGUGA
Sclerotinia sclerotiorum 1980 UF-70 is the source of this 2517-nucleotide messenger RNA. RefSeq lists its product as hypothetical. Bases 1 to 2517 code for a protein of 838 amino acids. The record is from RefSeq and is a predicted model, not a curated record. NCBI's taxonomy places the organism in Eukaryota, Fungi, Ascomycota, Leotiomycetes, Helotiales, Sclerotiniaceae. The transcript has 3 exons.